ACUGAACCCAGCAUAAUGUCACCUGUGAUCUCUGAUUGGAUUUGUUUGGCCUGUUAAGCGAGUGACUGGGACUUGGAGGAGCCAUCUCCACUUGGAGAUAUUGAUUACAGUGGCUACCAAGAUAAAGAUUAAACAUUGUCUUCGUUUGUUUAGUGUUUGCAUGAAAGUUGAAAUCUGAAGAAUGAUUUACAAUCACUUUCUGUCGGCUCAGCGCAUUCAGGCAGUUUGGCGACAUGGGGGUUAAAGGUCAAAGCAUUUGCACACAACCUGGCUAAGGCCUGGACAUGUUGACCACUUUACAAGCUUGCCACUCAACUCCAUGCGCCUCUUCAGUGUAAUGAGGCUGGACCGAGGACCGCAUCUACUUAUUUCUUGUGCCAUCUUAUUUUGUCAUGUGCAGAACACCCCCAAAAUCCAAUACAACAAAAAGAGCCAACAACUGCAUAGCCCUUUGAUGAAGAUGACCUGAUAACGAGUGGGGGUUCCCACUUCUUCUGCUGACCUGCUCCCCUCCUUCAAGAAUAAACCCCACCCCGACAUUGUGUUGUUGCUUUACCAAGGCCUCAGCUGAUCAAUAUAUAAGUCCGUUCGAAAUCCGUUCGUGUUCAGAGCUUCAUUUCAAGGCUGCCAUGUGGAAGGACUCAAGUAAUGAUGAUGCCAGACCCCCGGCCUCCAGUGGCUCAUCUUCUCGUAGCGCCAGCCGCAGGAAGAGGACCAGUUUUUCCAAAGAGCAUGUGGAGCUUCUGCGUGUCACUUUUGAGACUGACCCGUAUCCUGGCAUCAGCCUCAGAGAGAGCCUGUCUCAGACUACAGGCCUUCCAGAAUCCCGUAUCCAGGUGUGGUUUCAGAACAGGAGAGCUCGUACGCUAAAGUGCAAAGGGGCCAAGAAAGCACUUUGGCAAGCCGAUAGUCCAAUUCAAAAGGCUCCGGCCCCGCAUCACAAUGUGGCUCGGAGGCCACAGAGUGGGCCUGUCGCUAUGGGACGUCAGGGUCCCCCGCCAUCCUGCCCCACCCGGGUGAAGGAAGAGAUGGAAGAAUCCUGCUUUUAUGGACAGUGUCCCCCAAUGUACCCCACUAUCGAGGAUCAUCGACAAUAUGACUCCAUGUACGGUCUCCAUCAGAGCACACCCCUGGGAAACAGCUCCAACCCCCACCUGAGGGGCUACUGGUCCCAGCAAAGCAGCCAAACAGACCUUGUGACUCAGCUCUGGUGCAACUCCCCCGUGGAGGGCCGCAGCUACAAUCCAAACACUCUCGCCUUCAUUUGCCCGAUAAACUACACGGUCCGCUCCAGCUGUCCGGACACCCCGGAUUCGGGAUACUGGGAUCCCAGCCUCGAAAACAGCCCCUCACUGGAUGGUCAUUACUCGCAGAUGGAUGUUUCGUGGGGUGUUCUGGAAGGUAGCAGGGGGUCUGGAUUUCAAUCACUGGUCCAGCAUGCCCCCUUGCCUGAGCUGUCCCUGCAGGAGAUCCUCGGGGAGCUGGAUGAGGACUGGCUUGGGGGAGAAGGACUCGACAGUCAUGAGAAAAUGCCCCUGUGUUGAUGACUCACCAAGCAGAUAUCGUCGCGAAUCAUUUGUAAUCUUUCAUUAUCCUCAGUUCUGUGUACCUAAAAGUAACUCAAAUUGUUACAUAUGUGCAUUUUCCCACUAAUUUUCCCAUGAAUGUAUUUAAUUCUGUCUAUAUUUAUUCUUAUUAUUUUGAUUUGUUUGUUUUUUCCUGCACUUUUAUUUAAAUAAACAAUUUAAAAAUA
Syngnathoides biaculeatus (alligator pipefish) is the source of this 1753-nucleotide messenger RNA. It is a transcript of the gene mxtx1, whose product is annotated as mix-type homeobox gene 1. Gene Ontology annotation, molecular function: DNA binding. Bases 630 to 1544 code for a protein of 304 amino acids. The record is from RefSeq and is a predicted model, not a curated record. Lineage: Eukaryota; Metazoa; Chordata; Actinopteri; Syngnathiformes; Syngnathidae. The transcript is spliced from 7 exons.